Aureobasidium subglaciale EXF-2481 is the source of this 1605-nucleotide messenger RNA. RefSeq lists its product as uncharacterized. NCBI's taxonomy places the organism in Eukaryota, Fungi, Ascomycota, Dothideomycetes, Dothideales, Saccotheciaceae. The coding region runs from base 1 to 1605 and encodes 534 amino acids. The transcript has 3 exons. Gene Ontology annotation, biological process: transmembrane transport; carbohydrate transport. Gene Ontology annotation, cellular component: membrane. Gene Ontology annotation, molecular function: carbohydrate:proton symporter activity. The record is from RefSeq and is a predicted model, not a curated record.
AUGGGUGUUCUUGCCAAAAUCGAAGACAGGCCUACGCCGCCAUGCGUCUACAACUGGCGUGUCUACCUCUCAGCUGUGGUCGCGGCGUUCUCUUCUUGUAUGAUUGGUUACACUACGUCUUUCAUUGGCACUACAGUCGCGCUUCCGUCGUUCCAAGAGUAUUAUGGUCUUGAUCGAUUGAGCGACUCUAAGGCUAGUUUCAUUUCAGCCAACAUCGUCUCUCUGUUCCAGGCCGGUGCUUUCUUUGGCUCAAUCUUUGCAUACACGACCUCGUACUUCCUUGGUAGAAGAGCGAGUAUCUGGAUUUUCAUCACCGUUUUCAUCGUCGGCGCGGGCAUCACCUUGAGCCCAAGCCACACCCUAGGUCCUAUGUAUGCUGGUCGAGUCAUCUCCGGGUUCGGUGUAGGCGGUUGUACCAUGGUGGUCCCAAUCUUCUUGUCUGAGAUCGCCCCACCCGCCAUUCGAGGUAGACUUGUCGGCUUGUACGAACUAGGCUGGCAGACCGGUGGACUUGUCGGCUUCUGGAUCGUGUUCGGCGUAUCAGAUUCGGACGCUUCGGCUCUUGAGGGUAAAAUGCAGUUCACGGUACCGUUCGCCAUCCAGCUUGUGCCUGCCGGACUGGUCCUGAUUGGCAGUAUCAUGCUCAAGGAGACACCGCGCUGGCUUUUCAGCAAGGGACGCCGCGAGCAAGCGAUCAAGAACCUCUGCUGGAUCCGUAAUCUCGAACCCACUGACCAGUAUAUCAUCGAGGAGGUUGAGAUGAUGGAGGCUGCGAACGAUCAGAUACCCAAAGGCUUCUUCCAACCAAUCAAGCUUGCCCUCACCGAUAGGAAGAUUCUGUGGCGCCUCUUCCUUGGUCACAUGCUGUUUGUGUUGCAAAACUUCUCUGGUAUCAAUGCUAUCAACUACUACUCUCCGACUAUUUUCAGGACGAUGGGCAUUAACAGCGACUACACUGUCGAUCUCAUGACUGGUAUCUUCGGUAUCUUGAAGACUGUGAUGACCGUGUUGUGGCUUACCGUCCUUGUCGAUAAGUGGGGUCGCCGUCAACUCCUUGUCUACGGCUCUAUCGCCGGAGCCUCAUGCAUGUACAUCAUCGGUGCUCUCAUCACGUCAAACACCAGCCGCAGCAGUAGCGCAGCACCGUCCGAUCACUUGUCUUCUCAAGGCAUUGCUACCAUCGUCAUGAUCUACCUUUGGACCACCUCCUACAUCCCUUCCUGGAACGGCACUCCCUGGGUCAUUAACUCCGAGAUGUUCACGACCGCAACCCGCAACGUGGGGCAAGUCUCUGCUUCAAUGUCAAACUGGCUCUGGACUUUCAUCAUCGCCCGCUUCACCCCUGAUAUGAUUUCAAGUAUGGGGCCUGACGGAUGCGGAAUGUACUUCUUCUUCGCCGGUAUGUCGACGUUGUCAUUCUUCUUCGUCUGGUACCUCCUUCCCGAAACAAAGUCUGUGCCGUUGGACAAGAUGGAUCGCUUGUUCGAGAUUUCACCAGUGAGGAAAGCUCAGCCUAUUCUGAUGCAGGAGCUGCAAGACGAGAAUCUGGAGAUGAGCUUGCACGCUGGCAAGAGGAUGAGUACAUCGAGUGAGCACAGAGCGUGA